Contarinia nasturtii (swede midge) is the source of this 2185-nucleotide messenger RNA. RefSeq lists its product as uncharacterized. NCBI's taxonomy places the organism in Eukaryota, Metazoa, Arthropoda, Insecta, Diptera, Cecidomyiidae. The record is from RefSeq and is a predicted model, not a curated record. The transcript is spliced from 9 exons. The coding region runs from base 668 to 2011 and encodes 447 amino acids.
GUAAAACCAGUGUGUGUGUGAUUGUAAAUUUUCCGUGUGAAUUUCAUGUGUAAAUCACAAAAAAAAACAGCUCAUAUAAUAGGAUUUAAUAGCAACAGGCAUUUCAGCCACACAUAAUUUCCGUAUGGAAAUAAUACAAAAUAUAAAUCCUCUUUUUCACGCUAAAUAUCAUAAAAUCGUUUGCAACUUGAUUGCACAUUAUAAAUGGCAAAUAAUUUGUGCAUGAAUUCAGUCAUCUGAAAUCAUUUGGGGCUGGGAAAAACUUAUGAUUACUGGCAUUAUCGAUGUGUGAUCUGCAUCGAAUCGCAAAUUGUGUAUGCGAAUGAAUGAGUGUGAGUGUUCAUUUCAGUAUUGAUUGCAUUCCAAAAAUACCGUGUUGUUUUAUAAAUUUUAAAUGAACUGUGAAAUUCGAUGUGAAUUUUUUGCAAAGUGUGCAAAUAUGAGCGAUAUUUAUAGACGCACAGAAAAGUCAACGGUAUUACAUCGACAUCGUUAAAAUGUCCAUGGGAAGGAAUGAGCUGUGGUGUGCGGAAAAAUCGUUAAAAAUUAUUCUAAUUUAAGACAUAACUUUCGAAAAUCAAGCCAAUUCAAAAAUAGACGAAGACGGUGAGAAUAAGCUCACACAACACAUCACACAACCGAUCACCAUUCAAAACAAAACCAAAAGAUGGAUACAAAUUGGAUACAAUACAUUUUCGUGUUAGCAACUGUUUUCCAUUCCAUUCAUGGAUACUCAGACAUAGAGGCACGUUUGGUAGUUAGGAAAUAUAUUGAAAAAGGAUCUAGCGCAACGCUGUACUGCGAGCACAAUGUUGAUCCAAAAAUCCUGUACAAGGUGACGUGGUUGAAAGAGAAUAGCGGAAAAUUUUUCCAAUUCAUCAAAAAUCGGAUUCCACCCUAUAGGAAUUUUACGAUACCCGGCGCUGAAAUCGAUUGGAAAAAUUCCAACGAAGAAAAAGUUCAUCUGGAGAAAAUCGAUUUCGAUGCGGCUGGCAGAUACUAUUGCGAGGUGUCAACUGAAACGCCCAUUUAUACAAAGGAAUCAAAUAUUGAGCAAGUACAUGUCAUUGUUCAACAGACCGGCCCACCGAAGAUAACAUUCAGCCAACGUCAAUUCACAAUUGGCGAGAAUUUAGUAUCAAAUUGCACAACGUCGAAAGCACAUCCAGCGCCACACAUUACUUGGUUAAUAAACGGAAAACAGGUUGACGAUAAAUAUAUAAGAACCAUUCAUUUACAUUCGGGUGGAUCGGGCAGCAAUGGUUCGGCCGGAAAAAAUUCACAUCGAGCAAAAACACUGACAAACAACCAACCUCGUGAUAGGCACGAUUCCAACAGUUCAUCGCGUGCCCGUACACUUGCAUCACCAUUUUCGCAGUCGUAUGGUCGUGAAGAGCCUUUAGCCCCUAAUGGCUAUCACUUUGGAGUCGAAAUACAUCAAAAUUCCGGUUACAAUCGAAACAAAAAUAAUCGAAAUAAUGGAUUUUAUGCGGCGGCGGAUGUCGAAAGUGGCUACAGCUAUAGCAAUAGCAAUGUAGAAACUUCCGAUUAUUUCGAUGGUGAUAAACACUACGAAACGAGAAAACAUCGAAAUCCACAUCGUUCACCACAUCGCAAGUACAGACGGCACACCAACGACCUAACGAACCCGGCUAAAUCGAGCAACAGCAGUCGACAUCGUUUAGUGGCAACGAGCAGUCAAUUAAGCAUCCAGGUAUCGGAGCUACAUGCAUUGAAUGGACGACUUGAAAUCAGCUGUUUGGCAACGAUUCCGGCUCAUGUUAAACCUGAAGGCGAACAAUAUGCUGACUACAAAACCUAUUCGGUGAAAAUUGACAUCGAUCCAGCUGAAACGACGACUAUAUUGCCGCAAAAUUAUAUGGAAGGUCCUGAUCCGUCAUCGAGUGAUCGAAGUGACUUUUAUAAGCUACAAAUUGCAUCGAUUACUCUAAAUUUGCCAAUUCUACUCAUAGUUUUGUUGAAUUUUCUACAUUCAUUCUGCAUGCCGUAAACAUAGAGUGAAAUAAAAAAGUGUCCAAGAGAACCAACCAAAUGUGGGCAAUUUGUUCGUUUUGACACACAUCAAACAGACUGCUUUUCAACGCUUGGAAAUGAAUGAAAUAAGGAAAUGUUAGUGAGUAGAGAUAAUCGAUAUUUUUUUAAUGAAACAAAAAAAUCAGUUAAA